GGUCAGUCCGAGUCGGUCGGUCAGUCCGAGUCGGUCGGUCAGUCCGAGUCGGUCGUGUCAGUCCGAGUCGGUCAGGUCUGUCGGUCAGUCCGAGUCUGUCUUGUCAGUCCGAGUCUGUCGGUCAGUCCGAGUCGGUCGGGUCAGUCCGAGUCGGUCGGUCAGUCCGAGUCGGUCGGUCAGUCCGAGUCGGUCGGUCAGUCCGAGUCGGUCGGUCAGUCCGAGUCUGUCGGUCAGUCCGAGUCCGUCGGUCAGUCCGAGUCUGUCGGUCAGUCCGAGUCUUCGGUCAGUCCGAGUCGGUCGAGUCUGUCAGGUCGGUCAGUCCGAGUCUGUCGUGUCAGUCCGAGUCGGUCGGUCAGUCCGGGUCGGUCAGUCCGGGUCGGUCAGUCCGAGUCUGUCGGUCAGUCCGAGUCUGUCGGUCAGUCCGAGUCUGUCGGUCAGUCCGAGUCGGUCGGUCAGUCCGAGUCGGUCGGUCAGUCCGAGUCGGUCGGUCAGUCCGAGUCGGUCGGUCAGUCCGAGUCGGUCGGUCAGUCCGAGGGUCAGUCCGAGUCGGUCGGUCAGUCCGAGUCGGUCGGUCAGUCCGAG
Messenger RNA from Lytechinus variegatus (green sea urchin), 582 nucleotides. RefSeq names its product A-kinase anchor protein 5-like. The record is from RefSeq and is a predicted model, not a curated record. The annotation marks the transcript as partial. The transcript is spliced from 4 exons. Lineage: Eukaryota; Metazoa; Echinodermata; Echinoidea; Temnopleuroida; Toxopneustidae.